UUUUUUAACCAUGGACCAUGGUGGCUGGUGUUUUGCUGUGGUCGAUCAAGGCGACCAUGCAAGAGGAAAUACCUCUUUGAAGCCAUAAGACUAAAAAAGGGGAAACAUUCAUGCAGGCUUAGUCAACUUGCUAUUUCAGGAGAUGACAUGCGGCUCUUGUUCACUGCCUGUGCAAGAACUCCGGGAAAGAGAUGCUUGGGCAUCCCCCGUUCUCUUAAAUUUCCCUCUAUGUAAUAAGAGAUGCAGAAAAAAGGAUGGACAUUUGGGGAGAAACGCAACGCUGAAGGAAAUGAUGGCACACCCUCAAUCACGUACUGGAGCAAUGGCUCCAAUUGCUGUCAGGCACAGACAUGGUAACGGCCCUAGAACUCCAACCAGCCCAACCGUGGAAGAACUUCUACGAGCUGAGGAAGUAUCUAGGUGGUCACCACACUCCUCACCAACUUUUUGGAAGGACCAUGACCUGGAGUAUGAUCAAUCCCCCAAUCACAAGAAAUCAGUUAUUGCUAAAGUGAAGGAGAGGGCCAAGAAAUGGCGAAGCAAUCUCAUCAAAAAGAAGCAUAGUGAUGACAGUAACACCACUCCUCCAUGGGGUGUUAGCCUGGAUGAUGAUGAAGCUGAAGAAGAUCCUGAAUAUCUUGGAGCGCCAAUGUACGAAUCAGAGAUGGCUCCUGAGGGGUACAAGGAGGCAGCUAGACAGCAUCCAAGAGCAGUUCCUGUGAUACCAGAGAAGCAUGUUUUGCCAAGUAGCGUGACCUGUGCUGCUGAAGACAAGCCAGUAACUGAAACCGUGAACGGGAAACAAGAAAAUGAGAACUUUUCCAAGACAUUAUCCGAAAUUAUGGCAGAGAAGCUGGCACCAGCAUAUGCCACAGUAUCUGAUGCCACCCAUGCCAUAACUUCCAAGAUUCAAAGCCUUGAAAUUUCAACCCCUGAAGCAUCAGAUGCAACAGGAUUAGACCCCGCGGGCAAAGGCAAAGCAUCAUCAUCUGUAGCAGUACCAACCAAAGUAGCACCAGACCAAGUUGCAUCAGAUCCAGCCCGAGCCCCGACAGAUGCAGCAUCUGGUUACCAUUUCAGAACCGGGGAGCAAAAAUGGGAUAAAGGAGUUUCAGUGAAGGAGUAUAUAAUCCACAAAUUUGAGCCAGGAGAAGAUGACAGAGCACUUUCUCAAGUGAUAUCUCAAGCAAUAAGUCCAAGAAAAGCUGCUGGUAAUGUGAGUAUGGUGGAUAAGGUGAAAGAUGCUGUCAACUCUCUUCUUCGGGGCUCGGAGUCCUCCCAACCUACAGUUUACCAUUCAGCUAAGAACUCAUCCUCAAAUAUCCCCAUCUCAAUCGAUGCUCAUGAAGUUACUGAAGAAGAAAAUCAUGGAAGGAUACUUCAAGCCAACUGAAUGGGGAAUUCGAUAGAUAAUAUUUUUUUUUUGGCUAUUCAGCGUACCAAAUUCUAUAUAUGACAAUAAGUAGUUUGCCAAUGACGGUGGCGAUAAUUGCUUAGAAUUAGCGAUAAGUAAUUGGAGAUUGUAUUUUGUGGAUCCCUGCACUGAAUGUAACAUUUCUUCCUAUUCCUCAUCUGAAACUAGUUCAGUCAUCAAGGUGGUAGUUUACAAUCAGCGAUGUUAAAUCACCUGAUGGGAUUUAUCUCUAAUGGCUCACUUUUGAGCAGCAGGUGAGCUUAAUAUCAGUGGCAAAGUGGAUGGAAUGGAAUUCUGGAAAACACGAGGAAUAGCUAUUUUCUUUUACUACUGUUUUAUGAGCAUCAAUUAACUGAUCUCUGUUGAUCGUAA
Messenger RNA from Populus trichocarpa (black cottonwood), 1786 nucleotides. RefSeq lists its product as uncharacterized. Gene Ontology annotation, biological process: response to abscisic acid. The coding region runs from base 143 to 1393 and encodes 416 amino acids. NCBI's taxonomy places the organism in Eukaryota, Viridiplantae, Streptophyta, Magnoliopsida, Malpighiales, Salicaceae. The transcript has 5 exons. The record is from RefSeq and is a predicted model, not a curated record.